AUGACUAGUAUUAAGUUCAGGGAGCCCUACUCCCAGGAGGAAUUGGAGACUCUCUAUCCCCCACACUUGAAGCUUCAACUGGUCCAGGUGUUUAUGCGACAUGGAGAGAGAACGCCCGUUUCUGCGCGUUUCCAAAAUACCGGCCUAUCACCAUAUUGGCCGUAUUGCGCUGUUGCGCGCCGCAUGACGUCAAUGGUCGCGACCAGUAAAGAUCUCUCGACCUGGGACACGUUACAAUGGCGGAGGAAAAUCGAGACAUUCGGUCACGACGACGAAGCGGUUGCAACACGUGGUCCAGCAGGACAGACUGAGGCAAUAUGUCAGGCAGGAGAGCUCACGGAUAAAGGACGACAGACAACACUCGAACUCGGACAGCGCUUACGCCAUCUAUAUGUGAACCAGCUCGGAUUCAUGCCACAGAUCAAAUCCAACGCCGAGGAUAUGUACCUGCGUGCCAGUCCCAUCCCUCGUGCUCUCGAAUCAAUGCAACAGGCUUUCAUGGGAAUGUAUCCUGCUAGUGCGCGUACGGCAGACUUUGAAACUCCGGCCAUUGUGACGCGAGCCUACGCGGACGAAACGGUAUACCCAAAUGACGCUAAUUGCCGACGUUUCAGACAGCUUUCAAGGCUCUUUGCGGACCGAGCGGCUAAGAGGUGGAAUGAUACCGACGACAUGGACUACUUGACCAAGCUAUUCACAAAAUGGAUGCCUUCGAGCUCUCCUCGGGUUGCUGUUGACUCUCACCCUCGUCUAUCAGGUAUUAUGGACACAAUCAACGCCACUCUAGCUCAUGGGCCAGCCACAAAGCUCCCCCCACAAUUCUACGAUGAAAAAGCCUUAAAGAUCAUCGACAAAAUCGCUGUCGAAGAAUGGUAUGCGGGUUACAAAGAGAAUGAAGAAUACCGACGCCUUGGCAUUGGCGGUCUUAUGGGCGAUAUCGUUGAUCGUAUGGUGAUUACCGCUCUGGAAGGUGGCUGGCGCAGCGAAGUGGCUUCUUCCAUCACCAAUGGCUCCAAAGUGCCUAUCAAAUUUGGCUUGACCGGCUGCCACGACACGACUCUUGCCUCCGUCUUAUCCAGUCUUGGUGCCUUUGACAAUGAGAGGUGGCCCUUUUUUACGUCUCACAUUUCAUUUGAACUAUUCUCAGCCGACGCUGAAGCUCAGAGCCCUACUGCAAACCAAGAUUUGGCAUCGUCAUCAUCGUCAUCACAAAACAAAAGUGCUGGAUUGUUCUCAUUCCUUAGCAAGCCCGCCGCCCCUUCUCCACAAACUCCUUCUCCCUUAUCCUCUGUGGCUCGCGUACCGCUCUCAGAUCUGGACGAAUCCAGCCGCGAAACCUUGCGCAAAUACUAUGUUCGACUUCGCUAUAAUGAUCGACCUAUGAGAAUCCCUGGAUGCGUUUCGAAAACUGCUAAUCAUCUACCCGGCGACGACUCGUUCUGUACUCUGGAAGCGUUCAAGGAGAUUGUGGACAAAUUCACCCCGAAGCAAUGGCAAUCUGAGUGUUCGCAAAAUCUCGGCGAGGGGAUCUUCGGAAAAGAUGAUAAACAUAAAUCCGUUGCUGGUUAUUAA
Molecule: messenger RNA, 1572 nt
Organism: Talaromyces marneffei
Lineage: Eukaryota; Fungi; Ascomycota; Eurotiomycetes; Eurotiales; Trichocomaceae
Exons: 7
Coding region: 1-1572 (523 amino acids)
Biological process (GO): dephosphorylation
Molecular function (GO): phosphatase activity
Source: RefSeq, a predicted model, not a curated record